AUGGUCAAAAUAGCCCUCCUCGGCGCAGCCGGCCAAAUCGGCACUCCGCUUAGUCUUUUAUGCAAGACAAGCGGCCUAUUUGAUGAAAUCUCUCUAUACGACCUCGUCCACGUCCCCGCCAUCGCCAUGGACCUGAACCAGAUCGACACCAAAGCCAAGGUCACUGGCUACCUUGCCGCAGACGAUGGCCUCCAGAACGCACUCACAGUGUAUAUAUCGUCGUCGUAA
Molecule: messenger RNA, 228 nt
Organism: Aspergillus glaucus CBS 516.65
Lineage: Eukaryota; Fungi; Ascomycota; Eurotiomycetes; Eurotiales; Aspergillaceae
Exons: 2
Coding region: 1-228 (75 amino acids)
Cellular component (GO): cytoplasm
Molecular function (GO): L-malate dehydrogenase (NAD+) activity
Source: RefSeq, a predicted model, not a curated record